Messenger RNA from Callorhinchus milii (elephant shark), 3045 nucleotides. It is a transcript of the gene pink1, whose product is annotated as PTEN induced kinase 1. Gene Ontology annotation, molecular function: protein serine/threonine kinase activity; ATP binding. Gene Ontology annotation, cellular component: mitochondrion. The record is from RefSeq and is a predicted model, not a curated record. Gene Ontology annotation, biological process: autophagy of mitochondrion; protein phosphorylation; positive regulation of mitochondrial fission. NCBI's taxonomy places the organism in Eukaryota, Metazoa, Chordata, Chondrichthyes, Chimaeriformes, Callorhinchidae.
AUGGUGACCCGCCGCUCGCUGCGGCCCCGCCCACUGGCCGCCAUGUUGCUGCUGCGGCGGCUGCUGUACCUCGGGCUGCGGCUCCGGCCGGGCUUCCGGGCCCCGCGGCUGCCGGUGCCGGGGCCGUGUGUGCGGGCCCCGGGGGGAGCCCGCGACCCGCCCCGCUCCCGGUACCGCUAUUACCGGGUGUCGGUGACCGGCCUGGCCGCCCGGUUGCGGGGGGGAGGCCGCGGCCUCCUGCUGGCCUUCGGCCUGGGCCUCGGGCUGGUGGAGCAGCGGCGGCGGGUGGAGGAGGAGGCGGGCAGCCGGGCGGCGGCGUGUGAGGAGGUCCGGUUGCUGUUUAACGCCCAAAAAAAGAAAUACCAAGACUUCCGCGGCUUGCGGGCGCACGGCUACCGGCUGGAGGAUUACCUCAUCGGGAAGCACAUCGGGAAGGGCUGCAACGCCGCCGUGUACGAGGCCGCCAUCCCCGGGGCAGGCCACCUGCCGCACGGGAGAACCGGGGCCGGGGAGGGUGGGAGCCCGGCACGGGGAGACUCCCGAGCAGUAGAGGGUGGGAGCCCGGCACGGGGAGACUCCGGAGCAGGAGAGGGUGGGAGCCCGGCACGGGGAGACUCCCGAGCAGUAGAGGGUGGGAGCCCGGCACGGGGAGACUCCCGAGCAGUAGAAGGUGGGAGCCCGGCACGGGGAGACUCCCAAGCAGUAGAGGAUGGGAGCCCGGCACGGGGAGACUCCCGAGCAGGAGAAGGUGGGAGCCCGGCACGGGGAGACUCCCGAGCAGGAGAGGGUGGGAGCCCGGCACGGGGAGACUCCCGAGCAGUAGAGGGUGGGAGCCCGGCACGGGGAGACUCCGGAGCAGGAGAGGGUGAGAGUGUGGCACGGGAUAGAUCGAGUCGUCUGCAAGGAGAAACGGCACCAACUCAACCACAAAGUGAACUGAAGCAAAGUACCUGCUACCCACUGGCGGUGAAGAUGCUUUGGAACUUAACCGCAGACUCAUCCUGUGAUGCCAUUCUGAGGACAAUGGCCCAGGAGCUGGUCCCAGCCACUCCCAGCGCCUUAACCGGUGUGUUUGGAAAAUCUGCUUCUACCGGCUCAGACAUCCGUAAAAGAAAGAAGAUGAAACCGCACCCAAACAUUAUCCAGGUCAUUCGAGCAUUCAGCAACGUUCCUCUCUUGCCUGGAGCCUGGGUAGAGUAUCCCGAUGUCCUGCCGUCCAGAAUUAAUCCCAGAGGGAUCGGACGCAACCGCACUCUCUUCCUGGUGAUGAAGAACUAUCCCUGCACCUUGCGGCAGUACCUGAGCAUCUCUGCCCCCAGUAGUCGCUGGGCCACACUGAUGAUCCUGCAGUUACUGGAGGGAGUGGACCAUCUGGUUCAGCAAGGCAUCGCACACAGAGACCUCAAAUCGGAUAACAUCCUCGUGGAGUUUGAUUCAGUGGGGUGCCCUCGGUUGGUGAUCACAGACUUUGGCUGCUGCCUGGCAGAUGAGAGGCUGGGAAUGAAGCUUCCUUUUACCAACAUGUAUAUCGACCGGGGAGGAAAUGGCUGCUUGAUGGCUCCAGAGGUGUCUGCAGCCAACCCUGGCCCCGGCAGGUCCAUCAACUACAGUAAGUCGGACGCCUGGUCCGUGGGGGCUUUGGCCCAUGAGAUCCUAGGGCUGCCCAACCCCUUCUACAGACAAGGAGGAGGGCAUCUGGAGAGCAGGCACUACCAGGAGACUCAGUUGCCAGCCCUGCCCGACUGCACUCCCCACCAUGUGCAGUUUGUGAUCACACUCCUGCUCCGUAGAGACCCCAAGAAGCGGCCGACGGCUCGAGUUGCUGCUAACAUGCUACACUUGCACCUGUGGGGGGCCGAGCUACUGACCCCUGCUCCGAGCAGCCUGGAACAGAUGUUGUCCUGGCUCCGCUGCCAAACUCUGCUCACCUUUCUGCAAGUCGGGAGGAACCGCGACAGCCCGGUGGAGACCGAACUGAGGAGAUGUUUCUUGGCGAAUCUCAGCUUCGAGGAGAUGGAUGAGGCGAUGGAGCUGCUGCUGCUGUGCGGAAACCGCAGCCAGUAACCGCAGCGCGGGGGUUAGUUAAUAAUCCGAGAUUUGUAGGAUAACCUUGCAGCUAUUGUAGUGGGUCUGAAUCUGAAACAUCGCACUUUUAAACUUACUCUCAAAUACUGAAGUGUGGAGUCGGAGCUUAAACAGCAGCAGCAGCAGGAGACAAAGAAAUAACUUGCAUUGUUCCUCGCUCCAUUGACGUCAAGUCUCAAAGCACUUCAGUCAUUACUAACAAAUGUAGGUAUUGUAGGCAAAUGUAACAGACAUAAUAAAUUAGUUGUUGCACUUACCUGCAAAUGAACAGAGCAUAUAAGAGUAUUACUAUAACAACAACUUGCAUUUAUGUAGCGUCUUUCAAACAGGUGGAGCACCGGAAAGCGCUUCGAGAGAUUUUGACGUGAUAAGAUGCUAUAAAAAUGCAGGUUCUGUCUUGUCUCGCUAAUUGCACACAGUGGAGCAGUGAAACAGCCAAGGAUGGAAAGAUGUUUUGGAGAAUUUCUUCGCUUAGAAAGUGAUAGUGAGUCGUUGGCACACAAGUGUUUUGGCAGCACGUAACUAAACAUGAGGCUUGGUCGCAUGCGCACUUUAAAGUAAAUUCAAGGUUAGGAGUUCAAGCUAGCAGCGUGUCUGAGCCACGCUGUAAGGGUUGCUGUGACAGUCAGGGAUUUACACCAGCUUGGAUCCAAAUCCCUGACUGUCCAGCGCCAUGGGACAUCCUCCCAACGUGAAAGACGCUGUGUAAAUGUAAUGUGUGGUUGAAGGGGGAAUGUUAAAGGGUUUGGGGGAGCAAGUAGGAGAUUAGAUUGGCUCCUUUGGGAAAACACACAGUGCACAAUGGUCUGUUUCUUCAUAUAACUUUGUUAAAUCUAACCAGAAUGUGGUUCUUAUUAUUCUUCUUAUUGCAUAUUGUGGACUUGGAAUAGUUACGAAAGUUUUCAGUUUGGCUGCCUCUGUUAAUAUAAUUUAAAUAAAUUUAGAGCGAUUUUGAGCAUU